AUGACCACGCCCCUCCUCCCACGAAUCGAUCUCGAGAUCACCACCGACGGCUCUUGGGACGGCGGCCUCGGUGGCUGCGCCUUUGCCAUCAUGCAGCAAGAUGGGCGGUGCGCUGGAAAGAUCUGGCGCACGCGCCACGACACCGACUCGACCGCCGUAGAGCUCAAGGGCAUUCGCGGCGCCCUUGACACCCUCCUCUCCGCCGUAGUCGCCCGGCCCUUCGACUUCCCCGCCAGCGAGACGAAGUACGCCGCCAUCUGGACCGACUGUCUGGAUGCAGUAUGCGAGAUCGAUCUGCAGCUGGGGGGCCGCAGCGAGGACGCGAUCCGGCGUAGCAACGGCAGGGUGAGCUCAGUCACCCACGUAGACCUCGUGAAAGCGAUCGUCGACGCCAAGAGCGCGCUGGAAGCGAAGGGAGUUGUCACACGAGUAGCCUGGCAACCACGCGUGUCGUACCCUCAAGCCAAAGCAGCAGACGAGUGGGCCCGAAAGGGUGUCGUUCUUGCUCGGCAAAAGGCAGGCUCGUGGAAUGUCGGGCUAGACCAUGUCUACCCAAAGCCGAAAUACUUUUCUGCCUACUGA
Molecule: messenger RNA, 582 nt
Organism: Fulvia fulva
Lineage: Eukaryota; Fungi; Ascomycota; Dothideomycetes; Mycosphaerellales; Mycosphaerellaceae
Exons: 1
Coding region: 1-582 (193 amino acids)
Molecular function (GO): nucleic acid binding
Source: RefSeq, a predicted model, not a curated record